AUGUACGCCAAAAGCACCCUCACCAUCUCCCAGGCAAUCCUGGUCCUCCUCUCCCUCACCCACCACACCCUCGGCCAGGGCACACAAUUCAUCACAGGCCCCUGCACCUCCGACGCCGACUGCGCGUCCUCUUGCUGCGGCUUCAACUCGGGCAAAUGCGCCGGUCCAGUCAUCGCCCAGACCCGCGACGGAGGGUGCGGCUUCGGCGACGCCCAGCCCAACGACAUUGCAGCCCAGGCAUUCUUUGCAUCCCAGUCGGCCGGCAUGGCGGGAGCGGAAGCGACAUCACCAGCAACUGCCGCGGCGGCUCCUGCUGCCAUGAACACUGCAGCGGCGGGUGGCAGCAGUGGCGGCGGCGGCAACGUCGGCACAGGCACUCAAUUCAUCACGGGGGCAUGCACCAGUGACGCGGACUGCGCGAGUGGAUGCUGUGGCUUCAACUCAGGCAAAUGCGCCGGCGCUAUCGUCGCCCAAGAACGUGACGGCGGGUGCGGUUUCGGCAACGCCCAACCCAACGACAACGCCGCCCAGCUUCUACGUGGCGGACAGCCAACUUCGCCAGCAGCCGGCAGUGAUACAUCAUCGUCGGGGUCGUCAUCAUCGUCAUCAUCGUCAUCGUCGUCAUCGUCUGGCUCAGGUACUGCUGGCUCAAGCACCGGCUCAGGCGCCAGCACGUCCUCGAGCGGCGCCAUCGACACCUCCAUCCCCGGCUCCGCAAACGUCGGCAAAGGCGACGCCAGCCAAUUCAUCACGGGCCAAUGUUUCAGCGACGCCGACUGCGCGAGCGGAUGCUGCGCCUUCAACACGGGCAAAUGCGCGGGCGCGAUCAUCGCGCAGACGCGCGACGGCGGGUGCGGGUUCGGGGAUGCCCAACCGAACGAUAAUGCGGCCAAGGCGUUGACUGGGGGCGCGAAGGCCAGGAGGGGGGCGAGGAGGAACGUCAGGGAGUAUAUGGCUUAG
Molecule: messenger RNA, 960 nt
Organism: Cladophialophora yegresii CBS 114405
Lineage: Eukaryota; Fungi; Ascomycota; Eurotiomycetes; Chaetothyriales; Herpotrichiellaceae
Exons: 2
Coding region: 1-960 (319 amino acids)
Source: RefSeq, a predicted model, not a curated record